AUAGAUUUUGCUAUGGUGUUUAAUAAGAGAGAUUUGGCGAAAGCAUUUUCGCCCAGUAAGGUUAAAAAGUUCCCGAAGAAACGGCUUUCCAGUAAUGGAAUCAAGUCGAAUACGAGUGGAAGCACAACUUCAUCGAUACAAACUGAGUCCAGUUCACAGACGAGUAUCAAGGUAAUCGUAAGAGUACGACCGCAGAAUGAACAUGAGCUUCAGGGCAAUUGCAGAACUCUUAUAAAAGUUGUCGACGAUAAAAUGCUUAUUUUUGACCCGAAAACAGAAGAAAAUCCGUUCUUUUAUCACGGCGUUGCUCAAAAGGGACGUGACUUGCUUAAGAAACAAAAUAAAGAAUUACAAUUCAUCUUUGACAAAAUAUUUAACAUGCAAUCUGAUAACACUGAUGUAUUCGAAGGAAGUACCAAAGAAUUAAUAUGUAAUCUUUUGGAUGGUUAUAAUUGUUCUGUAUUUGCAUAUGGAGCAACAGGAGCUGGAAAAACUCAUACUAUGCUUGGCAACAAUGAAGAUCCUGGUAUUACAUACAGGACAGUAGCAGAAUUAUUUUCUGAAAUAGAAAAGCAGGGUGAACACCGUGAAUUUAAUUUAGGCGUAACAUAUUUAGAAAUUUACAAUGAGAAUGUGCAAGAUCUUUUACAUAGAUCUGGACCUUUACAUUUAAGAGAUGAUGGUAGAUGUGGAGUAAUUGUUGCUGGUCUUAAAAUAAUUGCUAUUCAUAGCGCCGAAGAAUUAUUAACACUUCUGGCAAAGGGUAACAGAAAUCGUACCCAGCACCCUACUGAUGCAAACGAAGAAAGUAGUAGAAGCCAUGCUGUUUUUCAAGUUUAUAUUAACAUUACCAACAAAUUGGAUGGUCAAGUACGACAAGUCAAGCUAUCCAUGAUUGAUUUAGCUGGGUCUGAGAGAGCUUCUGCUACAGGUUGUAAAGGACCAAGGUUUAAAGAAGGUGCAAAUAUUAAUAAAUCUUUACUGGCUCUAGGAAAUUGCAUUAAUAAUUUGGCAGACGGUGCAAAACAUAUAACAUAUAGGGAUUCUAAAUUGACACGUCUCUUGAAAGAUUCAUUAGGUGGAAAUUGUCAGACAGUUAUGAUAGCUAAUAUUGCACCAUCUAGCUUUAGUUACGAAGAUACGUACAAUACGCUAAGGUAUGCAGAUAGAGCCAAGAAGAUCAAAACUCACAUAAAGAAAAAUAUUCUAUCAUGUGAGAUGCAUGUAACUGCAUACAUAAAAAUGGUCGAGGAACAAAAGAAGGAAAUAAACUAUUUGAAGCAAAAGUUAUUAGCAUUUGAAAGUGGUCAAUCGAUGCGUAUACUACCAGAGAACAGUACAGAUAGUAAGAUCAAUGAGGAAAUGGACAAACACGUGCAAACCAUUAGCAAUAAACUUUUAGAAUUACUUCAAAAAAAGAAAGUUCUAAAUGAGAAGGUUCUGUCAUUGGAAAGUGCUGACAAAAUAUUAUGUUGUAGAAUUCAAUACAAAAAAGCAGCAGAUGAAAGAUUGCAUAACUUAACAGCAACUGUUGAAGCUUCAACACCUGAAGAGCAAAAUGCGAGUGGUAAGUCAAGAGUUAAUAAAUCUUUGCAUUAUUUCGAACGGCAAAGAGAUUCCUUGAAAAUACAAAUGGAAGCGGCAUGGAAAGAAUUGUGUUUGAUAGAGGUAGAAUUACAAAAAUUGAAUGUGGAAUUGAAGUCAAAGAAGUUAGAAGAUAUAAUUGCACUACAAACUUGCGAAAUAAAAAAUUCUAGACUACAGCAAGAGUAUGAACAUAUAAGGAAAGUAAGUAAUCUUCAACAAUGUGAAAUGCAGUCUUAUUCUUCAAUGAUUAAAGUGAUGAGUACAACAGUACAAAAUUACUAUAACAUGAUGACAGGAUAUGGAACAAUGACAGACGCAAUGAAAGAAGAAUUUAAACAAUUGAUCAAGUUAUUGGAAGGAGUGAAAAAUAUCAAAUGGUCAGAUAUGGAAACUAUCGACCAUGAGGAACAUUUUUAUAGUUUAACCUGCCUUAGCACAACUAAUCUAAUGGAUCCUCUUAACAAUAAAAUGCCUACAUUUGUGUUACAUCCAACAGAUCAACAAAACCAAGACAAUUGUACUAAAGAUGCAUUAAAUGCAACUUUUAAUGCAUCUUGUCCUGAGACAGACAACAUAUUGGAUGCUCAUGAUGUAACUGUUACAUUGCAAGAAGAUUCAAAUGCGAGUUGCAAUGAAGAUACAAAAGUGACAAAAGAAAAUGCAGAAGGAGAGCAUAGUAACGCGAAUUUUAUACAAGAAAAGGCGAAAAAGCGUGUUCUUUCAGAUAGAAAUAAUGUUAAUGUGACAAAAACUUCUGCCAAACUAGCAAAACAUAAAGGUGCUACACUCUGCACAAUAGGUACCAAAGGUAAAGAAAAUAAACAAUGUGUGCCAAAAUCGCACGUAACAAUGAGUGCUAAAAGUAUUGCUAUAUUAAAUAAGUUAAAAGUAGACAGACUUAAAAAAGACAAUUUGAAUAUCAAUAUGUCAGAUGGAGCACUGAAAGUAGUGAGAGAAAAAGAAAGGAGAGGAUUGAUGGCAACACAUCCAUAUCAAAAAGCAAACGGAAAGCAAAAACUCGUUCCAGCGCUGCCUUCGUCACGUGUGCCCUGGUAGCAGCAAUA
Habropoda laboriosa is the source of this 2651-nucleotide messenger RNA. Its product is annotated as kinesin-like protein KIF18A. Gene Ontology annotation, biological process: microtubule-based movement. Gene Ontology annotation, molecular function: microtubule binding; microtubule motor activity; ATP binding. Bases 13 to 2643 code for a protein of 876 amino acids. The transcript is spliced from 2 exons. NCBI's taxonomy places the organism in Eukaryota, Metazoa, Arthropoda, Insecta, Hymenoptera, Apidae. The record is from RefSeq and is a predicted model, not a curated record.